UCAGGUUUCACCUAAAGGUGGAGAGCGGGAUUCCGGCGGGCGGCGCUCGGCGCAGGUGGCGAAGCAUCCUCGUUCCUGCGGUGGGCUGCUGCUGCGGUUCCUCCAAUCAUGAGUCUGCGUCCCGAAAGGGCGAGCAUUCUUCCUUUGCUGCCAGAGCUUUAGCAAACUGUUCCCCAGAACCUAGGCACUUCAGACACUUCGUCUCGCUCCCCUUUCUGCUUUCACUGUAUAAAUCACCUACACAUCUUUAACCCUGUGAGUCUCUCCUCCGCUCCACGCUUAGAGAAGGGAUCGCGUCUCCAGGUUCAGACUAGAACGUCUCCGCGUACUGCGGGGAGCUGUCUAAGGUGCUGAAGCCGCCCAGGCACUGGUCUCCACCAACACCACGCAGGGUUAGAUCGCACAAUUUCACUUCUGUCUUUCUGGUUCCCCAUGCCUUGGAUAAGACUAUUUUCAAGAUCGUGAAUAUAUCUCUCCGUAUCAUGGCCCACGUGAGACACUUUCGGACAUUAGUUUCGGGAUUUUACUUCUGGGAAGCAGCCCUGUUACUCAGUUUGGUUGCCACAAAGGAAACAGAUAGUGCAAGAUCUCGAAGUGCUCCAAUGUCACCUUCUGACUUUCUGGAUAAAUUAAUGGGGAGGACAUCGGGGUAUGAUGCAAGAAUCAGACCCAAUUUUAAAGGCCCUCCAGUUAAUGUCACAUGCAACAUAUUCAUCAACAGCUUUGGCUCUAUUGCAGAGACAACCAUGGAUUACAGAGUGAAUAUUUUUCUUCGUCAGAAAUGGAACGAUCCUCGCCUUGCAUAUAGCGAAUAUCCUGACGACUCCUUAGACCUCGACCCCUCCAUGCUAGACUCCAUUUGGAAACCUGAUUUGUUCUUUGCCAAUGAAAAGGGUGCCAACUUUCAUGAAGUCACUACUGACAACAAACUACUCAGAAUUUUCAAAAACGGAAAUGUUCUUUAUUCAAUAAGAUUGACAUUAACACUUUCCUGUCCAAUGGAUCUUAAGAAUUUUCCAAUGGAUGUACAAACAUGUAUAAUGCAACUGGAAAGCUUUGGGUACACAAUGAAUGAUCUCAUUUUUGAAUGGCAAGAUGAGGCACCUGUACAAGUGGCAGAAGGACUCACUUUGCCCCAGUUUCUGUUGAAAGAAGAAAAAGAUUUGCGAUACUGCACUAAACAUUACAAUACAGGAAAGUUCACAUGUAUAGAAGUGCGAUUCCAUCUUGAACGACAAAUGGGAUACUAUCUGAUCCAGAUGUACAUUCCCAGUCUCCUGAUUGUUAUUCUAUCCUGGGUUUCCUUCUGGAUCAACAUGGACGCGGCUCCGGCCAGGGUAGCUCUGGGAAUAACCACUGUGCUGACUAUGACCACACAGAGUUCAGGAUCACGAGCUUCCUUACCAAAGGUUUCAUAUGUCAAAGCUAUUGACAUUUGGAUGGCAGUGUGCCUCCUUUUUGUGUUUUCAGCACUUCUGGAGUAUGCAGCUGUAAAUUUUGUAUCAAGGCAACACAAAGAACUUCUGAGAUUUCGGCGAAAGAGAAAGAAUAAGACAGAAGCUUUUGCAUUGGAGAAGUUUUACCGUUUCUCAGACAUGGAUGAUGAGGUAAGGGAAAGUCGAUUCAGCUUCACAGCCUAUGGAAUGGGACCAUGUCUACAAGCAAAAGACGGUGUCACGCCAAAAGGCCCAAACCUUCCUGUCCAGGUAAUGCCAAAAAGCCCUGAUGAAAUGAGGAAGGUCUUUAUCGACAGGGCCAAGAAGAUUGACACCAUCUCUCGAGCCUGCUUCCCAUUAGCCUUUUUGAUUUUUAAUAUUUUCUACUGGGUUAUCUAUAAAAUCCUUAGGCACGAGGAUAUUCAUCAGCAACAAGAUUAAGUCUCUGAAGGCAAGCAAGUGCAAAUGUCGAUUCAAAAGACAGUUUAUUUGCCAUAGGUGUGUGUGUGUGUUAUGUCUCUGUAUGUGUGUAUGUGUGUGUGAUAUACAAAUGAUGACCACUGUAUUAAACAACAUAAGGGAAAGGGUUAUAUUUUGGUUUGCUAUGCAAAGUCAUAAGACAGAUUAAGAUUCUUUUAAUGGAUAGAAAAUAUAUAUUAAGGAAUUAUAUUUCAUAUUAAUUAAAGGUGAUUUGUUUUUUCACAGAAAAUCAUAUAUGUGGAAGUUUUACUGCCAACAAGUUUAUGUUAUAUAAUAUCAUGUAAUAGACAUGAAACUACUUUUGAAUUUCUUUUUAAUUCAAUGCUACUGAAUCCUACACAAAGGCAAAAUUUGCACAGUAAAUUUUAUGAAAGGAAAAGGGGGGAAUAUGAUAAAAAUAAAAAUCAACGGCUGGAGAUGUAAAGCUAUUUCCUUAUAGUGUACUUAAAAAUAGGAAAAUAAUCAGUUAAUUCAGUGGAAAACUGACACAUAUUAAUAGAGGAUUGUACAUACAAACACUAUAGAACCAACAUAUGUAAUUAUAAAAAUUUUCAAAUUAGAAGAUAAAAUAUAGGACUUACAUUGUUUAGAAUACUAAGCUUAAUUGUUUAGAAGACCAAAUUUCCCUCUAUGCAAAUUUAAAAUGAGUAACAUAAGAGAUCAUAUUACAUACAAAAUCUACUUUUCUCAAACUCUACAUCUCUAGGAAUGAAGAUGGAAAUACUGAAAACAACUGUUUUUAAAUAAGUGUUAUAGCUAUAUAUUUUUAAUUAUUGCCAAACACUGAAAACUUCAAGCCAGCACCUUUGUUUUUAUUAGAUUUUUAAUAGCUGCUUAACUGUUGGUAUGUGGUUGUGUUUAAUGUUUUGAUGUAAUUAAAUAAAGUUCAGUAAGACUUUCAUAUUUUAGUUUAGAAUGAGACUUUAAAAUUUCAUGGGAUUAAAGUAUAUACAUUUUGAUAAAAAUGAAUUCAAGGAAAACAAAAAUGAAUUCAUAAAAGAUGUUUUUAAUAAGAAUAGUUUUCCCAUCAAAGUUAUAUGGGUUCAAACUCCUAUCUCUAAAUAUAAGUAGGAAAAUUUUAAUUCUAAGUGAUAUAAAUAACUCAUUUCUAUAAAGUUAGGAUUGUUUUAUAUAUCUGACCUAAUGAUUUCAAAAUAUAAGCCAUUCACAAGUUGUGAAUAAUUUUAAAUGACAUUUUUACAUAAAAUUUAUCAAUGACCCUAUGGGAUUAUAUCAACUAUAAUGGGGCAUUAACUCGUUUUGUGCAGUGUAAUCAGGUAUAAAUGUAUGACAGAGUUGUUGGUUAAAUUUAACCAGACUCUGAUUCUUUUUAAGUUUUGAUAUUAUAUUUUUAAAAUUAUUUUUUACCACCAAUUCUGUGUUUUAAAAAGCUUUAAAAUGCAUCUUAGAUAUUUUAAUUGGUCAGAUACACCAAAUGGAAACUCAGUAUACCAAAUUAUUGACAGAGAAAAGUGUAAACAUUAGGAGAACAGUUAACUCAGAUAUAAGAUAGAAAAGUAAAUCAGUUCUUGAACCAGAUGGUACUAUUUUCAGACCUUCCACCACUCUCAAACUAAAAGCAAAAACUGCCAUUUAAAACUAUAAACUUUUCAAUGUUACUGAACUGGAGCUAUCCCAUUGUAAUUUUUUAAAAUAUCUAUUUAAAAAAUACAUUCAGUAAAAUACAUUUUGCUAGUAAAAAUCCAAGCUCUCCUUCUUUAUAAGUAAUUUGAAACACUACAAGGAAAAAAAUAUCAUCAUUUUGGGCAUUAUAUGCAAGUGCCACAACUAAAAUAAUGUGUUACUAUGUACUUUCUUACUUUGAGGACUGUUUAUCCAAAAGCUAAAUAUAUGCUUCUUCAUUUGAUGUGUAUGAACCAAAACCAUGGAAAUAUAUUCUUGUACUAAAGAUUAGAGCAAGACAUGUUGUGUGCUUCCUGAGAAUUAGGAAAGGCUGAAGUAAUGAUAAACUAACUACAUUGUCUCAAUAUGCCUCUGAAAUACUUGAAUACAUUCCUUGAUACUUUAUACAUCUUAAAAUUUUUUCCAACAUUGCUUAAAUUAAGUGAAUUCUACCAUAAGCAAACAGAAAUAUAAUAAACAUAAACAUGAUACUUCUAAAAGACACUCAUAGACAUCACUGUUUUCACAUUUGAGGAUAUUAAAGAUGGCUUUACAUCUGAAACUUAGAAUGUAAAAAUACCAACCAUAAGACAAUUUGUCAACAAUGGUGUUGGUACACUAGAAUUCUCUCUGUCUCAAAUUACUACACUUUCCUUAGGCAUAAUUUCUAUUUCCCAUUACACUUGUUACUGUCAGUGAUUACUACACUAAGAAACUAUAACAGCCUUUACUCACAAGACAACAGUGACAAGGAAAACAUGGCUGAAUCCAAAAUGUUUAAAGGAACAUAUCUCCUCUAAUGAACUCCUAUAGACCCUUUAAAACUGUAAAACUACAUUGUAAUUAGCAACCUGCGAUAGUAUUUGCCUCAGUAAGCCCUGUGUCAAACUAGAAUAUUUCAAAUUAAACCAACCACAACAUUAUUGAUGAGAAAUUAAAAAUGUGUGCAUAAACAUUAACUACCAUUAGUUGGAAUUCUAAUAUAGAUACUCUAAAGUAUUUUGAAAUAGCCACAUUAGAAAAUAUGGGAUUUUUGUGCAAGCAGUUUAUAUCACUUUUUUAAAAGAAUUAUGUAUCUCAAUCAUUGAAAUAUUUGGUUCCAUAGCACUUUUAGGAAAUCUUGUGCCUUAGCAUAUAUGUGCCCAACUUUUUUUUUUCCCCAACCGUUAAAACUGGACUUAAACUAUAAUGGGGCCCUAGAAUUUUCUUUACUUCUUAAAAUAGAUUCCAGACUCGCUGUUUAAGCAAGAAAGCCAAGAGUCUUUAAAACUUCUCUAUCCUUUCCCGAAGUUUCUCCAUGACACCUGGAGAGCCCAUUCAACUCUCAGCUGCUAUAUUAGGAAUCAUUAUGAAUGCUCAUCUUAUUCUAGAAUGAAUUCCUAUUCUAUGGGUAUAUUCUAAUAACCUUUAUCUUAAUUUUGAAUUAUAAAUGAUUAAACAUCUACAUAUCCUUAAGAUAUAAAUAGAUCUAUUAGUUCAUGAAUGCCUAAAAUGUUAUGGAAGAUAAUGGAAAUUUUACAACAAAAUGUGAAAAAAAUAAGCCAAAAUGUUUAACAAAAGAAAGCAAGCUCUUAACUACUUUAGUACUCUGUGCAAUGUAAGUAGUUAUAAUACUGGGAGAAAAUUUGGGUCUACCUUUCAUAACUUAUACAUCCCUUUUCUUAGUAUCUUUCAUGCCGUUUAAAAAUAUAUACUUUUCUAUUCUUCUUAACCUGACACACCUUAAUUGCUAGUUACUUGAGAGGAUUGAAUAUUUUAUCAGCAGCUAAAUUUUCCUUUCAUCUAUAAAGUACACAUUCCAUGAAAUGGACUUGAGAGAAUUUGGGACUUGCCAAAAUUCAAAUAGAAAAUAUUUUCAAUAUUUUGUAAAUAGGAAACUAGGAAAUUGGCAAUACUGUAAUUCAGAGGUAUCUCCUAACAACAACUUAAAGCACUCUAAGAACAAAACUGUGUGAAUGAAAAAUAUGCCUAAUGACCCUUAGACAGAUCAUUAACAAUCUUUGAAGUCAUAAUGUGUCUUAUUCCAACAUAGAUUACACACAGGUUACAACACAGAUAAUAGCAUAAACUCUCAAUUUAUCAGCAUAUAUACCACCUGUGUUUCUCAUCUAGUUGAUGUUGACCUAGCAAAGUAUAGGACAAUUCCAAGUAUAAGACAAUCUGGUGCUUUUUAAUGCAGAUGUUAGAAGACAUAGUGUAUAUGGACACACAAAUUCUCUUUUGGUUGAAUGCAAAUUAAAAUAGCCAUAAUAUCCAUUGCACUUUUAUUCCUGUAUAAGAGACAGCUUCUUCAGCAGAUAUAAUACAUUGGUUUAUAUUUUUUAAAUCGUGAACUACAAAGAGUGGUAAAAUAUAUCAAUCUUAUUUUAUUUUCAUUAUUAUAUAGACUUUGCAUGAAUAAAUAUUGUACACUACAAACUGUAUUAAUUUUAAGCUUUUAUCCCAGCCCCAAUUCCUCUUUAAAAACAGUGAUACUAAAAAGUGAGCUUCCACAGGGAGACAGCUGGUAUUCUAAUUACUAAAAAAGUAAGGUGAUGCAUGUUCUUCCUUAACAAAGAUCCUUAGAGCCCAUGUAUAAAAUAUAACUUCCUACAAUUUAAAAGUAACUAGGGCAGGGAAAAUAUUCUGGACAAACUUCUCCCAGAAACCAGGUCAACAGAUAUAGAAAUCCCAAGCUAGUAGCUAGAUGAUCUUACCUGAUUUUUUGAUCUAUAUUUUCCAUCUUAAUGCUGCCUUCAUCUUUCCCUUUUUCUUUACACACACACACAUACACACAUGCACACAUACAUACAAUUAUAUGUUGGUAAUGGGCUAAUUCCGUCAAAUUAAAAAUACAAAGGGAGUCAACUUUAUUGGGAAAAGGUCCAUAAUUCUUUUUACAAUAUUUUACAAUAUUUUACAAUAUUAAGUGAUUCUUGGUAGAAAACACGAAUAGUACAGUCAUUUAAUUUGGCCAUCUUUUAAUCAUGAAAUAAUAUUUUGCCUCAAAAAUAUAUAAACAAAGAUAUCCAGAUAAAAUAUUUUCUCUAACUCUUAAAAUGGAAUUCUAAAAAAUUAUUUGGACUGUCUUUAAAGAGUGACUAAAUACUUGGCAAACAGUUCUUCCAAAAGAAAACCAGUUAAUAUUGGAUGACUUGGCAGUGUCUUAACAGGUAGUUUUCUCAGUACUUUUUAUGGUUCACAAAUAAGCAAAAUAAAAGAAGAAUUGUACAGGUGAUGGAGCAUUAUUUUUUAAAAAGUCAUCAUUCUGAACGCUGGCUGUAUAUUGGAAUCUCUUAGAUGUUUUAAAAAAUAUGUACAUGCUUGGUGUCUAACAUAGAUUAUGAUUCAAUCAUCAACUAAACACAUAUUCACUGAGCACCUUAGGUGUGCCUGGCACUGUUCUAAGUGCUAAAUUCACUGUCUCUUGAGUAACACAUAAAAAAUUCUGGAUUAUUGACAAAAUUUCACAAGUGAAACAACUGACAUGAACAUACACAAGCCUUUUCUUUUAGUAACAUUCAAUUUAACACUUUAAUUUUAUAAUUUUUUCUUUCUUCAAGCAAUCCAUUUUGUCUCUCAUUUUUAUUCUUAGAAUUAAAAAUAAACUGUUGAGGUGUUUCAGUUCCCAUUUUCCUCCCAAUGUCAGAAUCUUAACCUUUACAUUGUUUACAUUCUUAGCAUCCCUGUAGCAAUGGGUAGCUCAUUGCUCUGAAGGCAGCCUGCUCAUUGUAGCAUAACUCUCUAUGAUAAAAAACGUUAACCUUCAUCAAGAAAUGACUUUUUACUUCCUAAAAUAAUAAACCUAUUCCAUUCCGAGAAGACAGCCCAUAAUAUACUUUCUCAUAUCAGUAUUUAAAUGUAAUCAAUAUCAUUUUUCAACCCCUUAUCAGUAGCUUCAUUUUUAGUUAAGCCACAGAUAAGAGCACUUUAAGUAUUAAAAAAUGAUGAUAUAUUUCUAGGUUUAUAAAAUAAUGAAAUAUAAAAUUAUUGCCUACAUGAUAAAUAGAAAUUGAUAGAAAUUUCUAUGUAAAUUAUUUCCAGUAAUCUUAAAUGUCUUCCUGUAAGUUAGCAAUACCUUUAGAUUAAAUAUUUAAAAAUUUAUUUCAGAUAUAGACAUUAUAUAAAACCAUAGAAAGUAAUAUGAAUUUAAAAAACUAUCAGCCAAACAAUACACAUUUUUGAGUAAACUAUAAUAAAAAGUCAAUGAAUUGAUUAAAUUGUUUUAUUUAAAUAGUUGAUUUUUCUCUGGGGUGGUUUCUGUCAAGGUGCCUUUGGGCAGCCCUACUUACAUAUACAUUACCCAGCCUGGCUUGUUAAUAUAGGAAGAUGCAAGGAGCUGAGGCUUAAAUGCCAGGAAAGGAUUCAGUUGUAAAACUGUACUUGAAUGUGCUUGAAUAAUUUGCACUCCUUCGCUUUUAUCUCCAUGAAUUAUGCAAUGGCCAUUCCUUAAAUCUGUAUUGUAAUGUAUGACAGAUGAUAAUUCAGGGGGGAAAACAGAGUGGAGUGCCAUGACAUUCCAUGGAUAUAAUAUAAUGUGCUGUGAAAAACAAAACAAAAAAAAUGUGCCAUAUAUUUUCCAUGUAACAUCAUAACAUGGUAUACAGUGACUUCAUUAUGAGUGAGCCAAGAUGUUUAAAGGACUACCAAAAAAAGUAUUGCUAUUUUAGUGUGUUAAUUAUUUUUCUGUCUUGAGUCUUAUGUCUCAGUCUUUCUUGCUGUCCAGAUAAUAUCAUAUUUUUCCAAGAAAUUAUAUUGAAAAUAUAUUUAAAAAUUUAUGCACGAUUUUAUCAACUUGUUUUUCAUUAUAUUAUCUUUAGUUCAAUUCUGAAACUAACAAACUAUCAGAGUCAUUAACUCGUGAACGGUAUAGUAUUUAUCUUGUAACUGUACGUUUGAUCAAAACCA
Molecule: messenger RNA, 8426 nt
Organism: Microcebus murinus (gray mouse lemur)
Lineage: Eukaryota; Metazoa; Chordata; Mammalia; Primates; Cheirogaleidae
Gene: GLRA3
Product: glycine receptor alpha 3
Biological process (GO): chloride transport; monoatomic ion transmembrane transport
Cellular component (GO): postsynaptic membrane; plasma membrane
Molecular function (GO): glycine binding; transmitter-gated monoatomic ion channel activity; transmembrane signaling receptor activity
Source: RefSeq, a predicted model, not a curated record